GACAUCAUACAUAUCGUUUUAUCGUCAUAAAUACUACAUAUAUUUUUCUAGUGUAACUACUGAUUGAUCAAUCGUUCUGAUGGGAAUUCGUAACAGCAUUGCAAUCAGUAGUUCGCAACCCAUUGGGACUUCUCCGGAAUUCUUUAAUUGGGGAAAUCUACCAACAGAUAUCCCGGAGGACAAGAAGGACCCCAAUGAACUAGUCUUCCAGAGCUGGGCCUUCUGCAAAGCAAAAUCUUCUUCGGCCAAAAUGUACCACACCGCGGAAGAGAAAGUCAAAAAAAAAAAAUUAUGGCCUGGCGAGAGCGCCCCAAUUUUAUUGAACUUGACUGUGGAGAGGAUAGCUUUUUCGUGACGAAUACUCAAAAGGUUAUCGGCAUAGCUGACGGCGUAGGUGGUUGGAGAAAAAAAGGUGUCGACUCAUCUCUUUUCUCAAAUGCGCUCAUGAAGAAUGCUAAACUAUUUGCCGAAACCCACCGAAAAGAGCUUGAUCCAGAAGUGAUUAUGGAUGCUGCGUACCGUAAAACUAUAUACGAUAAAGAAGUAAAGGCUGGUAGCAGCACCGCCUGCAUCGCCACACUGCGUCAGGAGGAUAAUGGAAAGCAUUAUCUGGAUGUGGCCAACAUCGGCGACAGUGGGCUGUUAUUGAUACGAGAUCGCAAACCGAUCUUCCGUAUGCAUGAAAAAAUCCACCGCUUUAACGCACCUUUCCAAUUGGCGGUGCUCCCAAAAGAAUUUCAAGGGCGCUCUUUGUCAGAUCCCGUAUCAGCUUGUGUACGGGAGUCCGUCUCCCUGCAGAAGGGUGACGUUGUGGUGUUUGGAACGGAUGGUCUUUUUGACAACCGCUUUAACGCCGAGUUGGCUUCUGACGCCGGGUGGAUUGGUCAAACGCAGAAUACGGCCCUGAGUUCCAUCCCCUUCGUUGGAUUUUGGUUCAGUAAUGCGUUUAAGGGUCAACAAGUAGAAUACACAAAUCCACACCGUGUGGUGGAGCGCCUUGUGUUAGAUACACAUAAGGCAUCGCUCAAAGUAGAUGGCAACUCGCCGUGGGCGGAGAUGCUGCGCCGGCACGGCGUCAGCAACGCGCAGGGCGGCAAGAAAGAUGAUGUGACGGUCGUUUUAUGCCGAGUGAUGCCGCGUGGAGAAAUUGUGGAAGACUCGGUCCAGUAACAACAAUAAUGUUGAUAUGAAAUAAAAUAAUACCAAUAAGCAUCUGACCUUGAAUAACAUGAAGGAGAUUGUUCUGGGAUAGGUAAAGAAGAAAAAUCAGAUAUGCAGAAAAGCAGGGCUUCGGCUUCGCCUUAUUCAUUACUUCUCUGUCUCUGUGCUUCUGAGACAUCAAAUAUUUUUUCAGACAAUGGUCUAAGAAAUUCAAAAGGUCUAUAAUUUAAAAUAUAUUAUAGCGCCAAAUAUAGUACAGAAUAGAAGGAAAACAAAUGAACCUA
Phytomonas sp. Hart1 is the source of this 1445-nucleotide messenger RNA. The record is from the annotation of a GenBank genome assembly. NCBI's taxonomy places the organism in Eukaryota, Euglenozoa, Kinetoplastea, Trypanosomatida, Trypanosomatidae.